This is a messenger RNA of Alnus glutinosa, 2082 nucleotides long. RefSeq lists its product as uncharacterized. Gene Ontology annotation, molecular function: RNA-DNA hybrid ribonuclease activity; nucleic acid binding. NCBI's taxonomy places the organism in Eukaryota, Viridiplantae, Streptophyta, Magnoliopsida, Fagales, Betulaceae. Gene Ontology annotation, biological process: DNA integration. The record is from RefSeq and is a predicted model, not a curated record. The transcript has a single exon. The coding region runs from base 1 to 2082 and encodes 693 amino acids.
AUGGCGGAAUCCAACCAGGAGAAAACCUCAUUCACGACCGAUCGAGGGCUAUAUUGCUACAAAGUAAUGCCGUUCGGACUGAAGAAUGUUGGGGCCACUUAUCAGAGGCUUGUGAAUAAAAUGUUCCAGGCACAGAUCGGACGAAACAUGGAAGUGUAUGUCGACGACAUGCUGGUUAAGAGCCUGACCUCAUAUAAUCAUGUUGCGGACUUGGCGGAGGCAUUUGAUACGCUGCGCAAAUACCACAUGAAAUUGAACCCGCAAAAGUGCGCGUUCGGUGUUGAUUCUGGAAAGUUCCUGGGAUUCAUGGUGUCGCAGAGGGGAAUCGAGGCGAAUCCUGACAAGGUGAGGGCCAUUCUGGAAAUGCCAUCCCCCCGGACGACAAAACAGCUACAGCAGUUGACGGGGAGGCUAGCGGCACUAAAUCGUUUUGUUUCUCGAUCCUCGGAUAAAUGUCUGCCUUUCUUUAAGGUCCUGAAGAAAGCCUUCAGCUGGACGGAAGAGUGUGAGAAAGCCUUCGGAGAGUUGAAGAUCUACUUGACUAAUCCCCCGCUUCUGAGUCGUCCAGUAGAAGGAGAGAUCCUUUAUUUGUAUCUCGUGGUCUCACGGACCGCGGUUAGCUCGGUGCUAGUAAGGGAAGAGUCAGGCAAGCAGAGGUCGGUAUAUUUCACGAGCAAAGUACUGCAUGGGGCGGAGGAACGAUAUCCCCGCAUAGAGAAGCUGGCAUAUGCUCUUGUAAUUUCGGCACGAAGGUUAAGACCCUACUUCCAAGCACAUGCUGUCCGGGUAUUAACAGAAUACCCUCUCCGAAAAAUAUUGCAGAAACCGGAUUUGUCGGGAAGAUUGGUCAAUUGGUCGAUCGAGUUAGGGCAAUAUGAUAUUGAAUACCACCCCCGAACGGCUGUAAAGGGGCAGGCUUUGGCGGAUUUCGUGGUCGAAAUGAAUGAGACACCGAACGCGGAGGAACUGCCGAAGGGCUUAAUUUGGAUUGUUUAUGUAGACGGCUCGUCGGCGGGGGAAAGAUGUGGGGCCAGGAUAGCUUUCCGAGGACCCAAUCGAGAAGAAUUCCGAUAUGCCCUCAAGUUCAGAUUUGCUGCAACGAACAAUAAAGCCGAAUAUGAGGCCGUGCUCUCAGCCAUGGAGAUUGCCCGGGAGAUGGAAAUAAUGAAUUUGGAGGUCCGGAGUGACUCGCGUGUUGUAGUCGAACAGGUGAAUGGGAGUUAUACUGCCCAAGAAGCGAGAAUGUCGCGGUACCUGGACAAGGUAUGCCAAUUCUAUCUUUACUUUGAUAAGGUUGUUUUAACCAAAGUCCCCAGAGAAGAAAACGGCCUGGCAGAUGCUCUUUCGCGCAUCGGUGCGGGGACAGACCCGGCAGUGACCGUAGGGGGCUGCAAGAUCUUGGUUAAAGCCCGCCCAGCAAUAUCGUCGGAUGCAGAGGUAAUGCAGCUGAACGAAGCGGAGCCUGAAUGGGGAGCGGAAAUCGUGCAAUACUUGAAGAUGGGAGAGCUCCCCCCUGGGAAGACAGAAGCUCAAAAAGUCAUUCGGAAUUCGGCUCGCUAUGUGCUGGUCGGGGAGAUUCUUUAUAGACGUGGAUACUCUCUUCCUCUGCUGAAAUGCUUGCCGGAUGAAGAUGCAAGUUAUGUUUUGAAAGAGGUACACCACGGUGUGUGCGGAAAUCAUUCAGGAACAAAGGCGUUGUCAAACAAGAUCAUAAGGGCAGGAUAUUAUUGGCCGACGAUGAUCAGAGAUGCGAAGGAAAUGGCGAGGGCGUGUGACGCAUGUCAGAGAUUCACCUGUGUAUCAAACAGCCCCCCAGAAUAUCUUCAUUCAGUUACUUCGCCAUGGCCAUUUGCUAAAUGGGGGGUCGACAUCGUCGGACCCAUGCCGCCGGGCAAAGGUAAUCGAAAGUUCAUUCUAGUUGCGGUCGACUACUUCACCAAAUGGGCUGAAGUCGAGGCAUUGGCCGCAAUCACAACCGAAAAUGUUAUAAAAUUCCUCUGGAAGUCAGUAAUAUGCAGAUUCGGUAUCCCAUAUGCUAUGGUGACCGACAAUGGGAAGCAGUUUGAUUGUGACCGUUUCUAA